AUGUUUAUCGAUGAAGACUAUACAAUUAAAGUAAAAACAAAAUCACGUUUAUAUAAUUUAGAUAAAAAUUCAAUGGAUAUUACAAAUGAAUAUCCAAUGUCGGAAAAUCAAACAGAUCAUGAAAAAUUAACUAAAACUGAAUAUACUUCAAUUGGUUCAUCACGUAAACUUAAUUUAUUAUUACAACGUUCACUUCGUUACUCAUAUCGACAACGAUGUUGUGGAUGUUGUCCAACAAUACUUUGUGAAUUAUUAUUUCCUCUUAUUAUAAUAGGAUUAUUAGCAUUAGCUCGUUAUGGUACAAAUGCACUUAUUAGAGAAAUGAAUGGAAAUUCUGAUUCAAAUUCAAGAAGUUUUGGUGGUCCUCUAUGUUCACAAAAUAUAAAUACAACAACAACAAUAUUAUCAAAAGAUUUAUUUACGAAAUGUUUUAAAUUUCCACCAAGUUAUAAAGGACGUAAAUGGUCUUUAUUAGAUUCAAAUAUUAUUUCAAAUAAAACAAAUAUUAUAUUUCAACCAAUGACAAAUGAAACAAAUGAACUUGUUAUACUUGCUAAAACACGUUUGACAAAAAUGAAUUGUAAGGAUACUAAAAUAUGGAGUCAAAAUAUAAAUGAUGGAAAUGAUACUUAUUUAUUACAAAAUGAAAUAGAAAAUACAAUUAUUAUUGAUUUUGGUUCAACAUCAAAUCUUAAAACUGAACGUAAUCUUGAUUAUAACAUAAUGGUUCGAACGUCGAAUGUUUUUAUAAAAAAUGCACCAGUUGAUAUGUCAUUUAUAUCAUUUUUACAUCCAACUUUUAUUCCCGAUCGAUCGAAUGUAACAGGUAGUGAUGAUCAAGAAGGUUCGGAAUUACCUGAAUUUACUGAUGUUAAAAUGUUUAUUGAUUCAUUACUUAUUGAUUAUCAAACAAAUAAAACAAUUGAAUUUGAACUUGAAAGAAGUCCUAUAACUUGUACACCAGUUCGUCGAGAUUCUAUAUUUGAAUCUGGAUCAAUACUUGUUACAACAAUUUUAAUUAUGAUUGAUUUUAUUUUUCUGAUUCCAUAUUUAAUUCUUCUAAUCAGUUUAAUUCGAGAAAAAAAUGCUAAAGUUAAAGAAAUUCUUAAAGUACUUGGCAUUGAACCUAUUUUAAAUAAUUUUGCUCAAGCAAUACGAACAUUAAUUAUUCUUUGUCUUUUUAUUUUACUUUUAUGUAUUGUAUAUAAAUUAAAAUUAAAACCAGAUGCAUAUUUUAAUACAGUUAAUUUUGGUAUUCUCUUUAUUGGUUAUUUAAUAUUAGGUUUACAAUUAAUAUCAUUUUGUAUAAUGAAUGUACAAUUAUUUGAUAAAAAUGUUCGUGCAAUAUUGGGUACAUUUUUGAUUUAUUUGAUAUCAUUAAUUGUUUUUUCAUACAGUAUUGUAUGGCCGACGGGUAUACAAUAUGUAUUAAUAUUUUUUAGUCCUUAUAUUGCUGGACAUUCAUUAUUUCAACAAGCAAUUUUACAUGAUUUGGCAAAAAUAGAUGUAUCAUUAUUUCGAACGAUUUAUUAUUAUGUACCAAUGUAUUUUCCAACAUUGAUUAUUAUGAUUUUUAGUUGUAUUUUCUAUUGGGUAUUGUCUUGGUAUUUGGAAAAAGUAUUUCCAGGUAUAUAUGGAAUUCCACUUGAAUGGAAUUUUCUAUUUAAACGAGAUUAUUGGCGUUCAGAAAAAAUUGAUUAUUGUAAACAUUCAUUUUCUAAUAGUAAUACAUCAAAUUCUAUUGGAAAACCUAUUGUACAUAUUUAUAAUCUUGUGAAAAAAUUUGGUCCUGAUAAAAUAGCUGUUAAUGAUGUUUCAUUUAAUUUAUAUGAAAAUCAAAUAACAUCAUUACUUGGACCAAAUGGUUCAGGAAAAACAACAAUAUUUAAUUGUUUAAUUGGAAUAUAUAAACAAACAUCAGGUCGAAUAACAAUUGAAAAUGAAGAUGGAAUAGAAUUUGAUACUCAAAUAAAUAUUGAUAUGUUAAGAAAAUCAAUGGGUUAUUGUCCUCAACAUGAUAUUCUUUUUGAUUUAUUAACAAUAAAAGAACAAUUAGAAUUUUAUGCAAUAGCUCGAGGAUUUGAAAAAAAUAAAAAGAAAAUAGUUAAAGAAAUGCUUUAUUUAGUUAAUCUUCAAAAUUCAAAAGAUCUUUAUUGUAAUUCAUUAUCUGGUGGAAUGAAAAGACGUUUAUCAUUAGCUUGUGCAUUUAUUGGUGAUACAAAAAUAGUUCUUCUUGAUGAACCAUCAAGUGGACUUGAUCCAUCUAAUCGUCGUUUAUUAUGGGAUUGGUUACGUUCAAUGAAAGAAGGUAAAACACUUUUAUUAACAACACAUUUUAUGGAAGAAAGUGAUGCAUUAUCGGAUCGUAUUAUAAUUAUUGCUAAUGGAAAUAUUAAAGUUGAUGGAACAUCAGCUAAAUUAAAAGAACAAUAUGGAUCAGGUUAUAAAUUAGUUAUUAAUAAACAACAUAAUUAUCAUACAAAUGAUAUUAAAAAUGAAUUAUAUCAAUAUUUACCAAAAUUAAAAAUUGAAACAGAUAUAUCUGAUGGUGAUGUUGUUUUUCGAACUAAUCAACAACCAAAUGAACAAUUUGUACAAGCAUUAUAUCAACUUGAAAUUAUGAAAAAAGAAAAUCGAAUUAAAAAUUAUGGUGUACAAAAUAGUACUAUGGAUGAUGUAUUUUUAAAAAUAACACGAGAAACAAAAAAUGAUAAUGAAUCAAAUUCAACAUCAAUCGAUAUUGAUAAAAUUGACAAACAAUGUCAUGAUGUAUUUAAUGAUCGACAUUUUCUUACUGGUAUUUCUUAUCAUUUAAAUCAAUGUUAUGGUUUAAUAAUAAAAACUUCACUUGUACGUUAUCGUCGUUGGGCAUUAACAUUUAUUAUAUUAUUAUUACCUAUUUUAUACAAUCUUCUAUCAAAUUUAAUAUUUCGUAGUGGAAAUGACAGUGGAAUAUUUAAAAUGAAUUUAAAUUCUCUUAAUCCACAAACAAUUAUAUAUCAUACAGAUCCAAUUAUAGAAAAAUAUUUUCGCGCAUCUAUUGAUGGUUCAAAGCUUGAACAAGGAUCAGCAAAUAUAACAGAAAUGAAUCAACAAAUUUGGCAAAAACGAAUGAAACGUCCUUAUACAUAUACAGAUAUUUAUCUUGGUUUUAAUAUUCCUAAACCAAUUGGAGAUAAAUAUACAAUUCAAACAUUAUCAUCAAAUUUAAUAUCUGGUCAUGAAAUUAUUUCACUUGCAUCAAAUACAUUCUAUAAAUAUAUAUUAAAUGAUACAAGUGCAUCAAUUCAAACAACACUUAUUUAUAAAAAUACAGGAAAUUUUACAGCACAAGUAUCUGUUGGUAUUCUAAUGAAUUUAUUAAGUACAGCAUCAUGUUUUCUUAAAUUAUUACCAAUAUCACUGUUACUUGAUGUAUUUAUAUUUUAUAUCUUUUUCUUUUAUACAACUGUAUUUUUAAUCAGUGAACGAAAAGAUAGCUUUUUAUCAUUAUUGAAUAUCAGUGGUUUACAUCCAGCAUCAUAUUGGCUAUUUAGUUAUCUAUUUGAUAUAAUUAUAUCUGUUAUAUGGUUUUGUUAUUUACUUGCUAUUUAUUGUAUAAUUGAUAUUGCUUUUCAUGGUGUACCAAAUAAGAAACCUCACUUAGAAACUAUGAUUCCACUUGAAUUUGCUAGUCCAUGGAAUUUACGUAUACAAUUUUAUCCAUUAACAAUUUUAAUUACAUUACCAACAUUACCAUUUGUUUAUUUAUUAACAAAAUUUUUUCGAAGUGAUAUUCUUGGUGGUAUAACAAUAUGUUUUCUAUUAAUAGUUUCUCAUUUUAUAAGUAUUAUUAUUCCCGUUGUAACAAUGAUAAUAGAAAAUACAUUUAUUCGAAAAUUUUUAUAUUGGUUAUUUAAUCUUAUAUCACCAACUAUAAAUUCGCAAGUUAUAAUAACAUAUAUUUUAGCAAAAAAAAGUCGAUUAUGUAGAUUUAUUACUGAUCCAUUUGGUUUAGAUGAUCCUGCAUUGAAACUUUUUAAAGCAAUUGGUGAUGAUACAAUUCAAUGGAAUAUUGGAAUUAUUAUUUUACAUAUAUUAUUAUUCUUUUUAAUAUUAAUUAUAAUUGAUAGUGGUUUAUUACAAAUAUCAUUAUCAUGUUUAUAUAAAUCAAAUUUUAAUGAAAAUCAACUUGAUGAUGAUGUUUUAGUUGAACGUCAUCGAAUAUUAAAUAAUGAAAAAAAUUCAUCUAAUAAUAAAGAACAUAUUGAUUAUUUAACAGUUAAUAAUCUUGUUAAAUAUUAUCCAAUACGUAAAAUUUUAGCUGUUAAUCAUUUAACAUUUGGUGCACGACGUGGUGAAGCAUUUGGUUUACUUGGUUAUAAUGGUGCUGGAAAAACAACAACAUUUCGUAUUAUUGUUGGCGAUUUAAUGUCAACACAAGGCACGGCUUAUAUUGAUGGACAAAAUGUUCAUCGUCGAAUAAGAUCAACACGUCAUUUAGGAUAUUGUCCACAAGAAAAUUGUAGUAUGAGUUAUCUUACUGUUCAUGAUAGUCUUUAUUUAUUAGCACGUAUACGUGGUAUUAAAUCUUCACGUAUAAAAUCUAUUGUUCAAACAAUAAGUUCAUUAUUUUUACUUGAUCCAUUUUUAAAUAAUUAUAUACAUGAAUUAAGUGGUGGAACAAAACGUCGAUUACAUACUGCUAUAGCAUUAAUUGGACCGCCAUUAGUUGCUAUUCUUGAUGAACCAACAACGGGUGUUGAUCCACAUGCGCGACAACAAAUGCAAGAAAUAUUUUUAAAUGCUGUUAAAGCAAAAUUAACUAUUAUUUUAACUAGUCAUUCAAUGGAUGAAUGUGAACGUGUUUGUAAUCGUCUAGGUAUAAUGGUUCAUGGUCAAUUAGCUUGUUUAGGUACAAUACAACAUUUAAAAUCAAAAUUUGGUCAAGGUUAUACAAUUGAAAUAAAAGUUCGUUCAAUUGAUAAUGAUAUAAAUGCAACAGCAAUACAAAAUGUUCAAUCAUUUUUAUUAUCUCAAAAACAAUAUCAUAUUGAAAUUAAAGAAACAACACAAUCAACUGGUGUAUUUCAAAUUGAACAUAGUACACCAGCUGAAUUAUUUCAAUUACUUGAAGAAAAUAAACAACAAUUAAAUAUUGAAACAUAUACAAUAUCACAAACAACACUUGAACAGAUAUUUUUAUCAUUUGGAAAACAAAUUCGUGCAACGACUAAAUAA
Molecule: messenger RNA, 5220 nt
Organism: Rotaria sordida
Lineage: Eukaryota; Metazoa; Rotifera; Eurotatoria; Philodinida; Philodinidae
Source: the annotation of a GenBank genome assembly